AUGGAGGCCUCGAGGCAGGUCCGCCAUCGCCACCUGCCCGUGUCCCGCUGGUUCUGGCUCGAGCAGCAACCGACGGGCAGUGCGGGCAUCCUGUCUUCCCGGGACCUGCUUGGUGUGGAGUCCCGAGCUGACGCCCUGGAGCCGCCACCAAGUGGAAAACCUGGACGGGAUUUCAACGCCUCUUGGAGCGGAAUCAAAGGGCACCUCGGAGCAGGUGGCCGGCACCGCGGCCCUGCGUUGCUUCAAAGCCGCUGUCACCGGGACCGGGAGGCUGCCAGCCCAGGGGCGCCCACCCGCGACGUCCUGCUGGUCUCGGCCAUCAUCACCGUCAGCCUUAGCGUGACUAUCCUCCUCUGCGGCCUCUGCCACUGGUGUCAGCGCAAACUGGGCAAGCGCUACAAGAACUCCUUGGAGACGGUGGGCACGCCCGACUCGGGACGUGGGCGCAGUGAGAAGAAGGCCAUCAACGAUCUAGACAGAGACUUUUGGAAUAACAAUGAGAGCACAGUGCAGCAGAAAUGGAGCUCCUACCCUCCCAAGGAGUUUAUUCUAAACAUUUCACCCUACGCCCCUUAUGGCGACCCACGACUGUCCCUCAAGUUGCCUGCAGGAGGGAAGGCGGUAAACACAACUCCAGUGCCCAGCCAGACGCCGCACGAUGAGUCUGACCGCCGGACCGAGCCACGCUCCUCCGUCUCGGACCUCGUCAACUCCCUCACCAGCGAGAUGCUCAUGCUCUCCCCAGGCUCCGAGGAGGACGAGGCCCACGAGGGCUGCAGCCGAGAGAACCUGGGCCGCAUCCAGUUCAGCGUCGGCUACAACUUCCAGGAGUCCACGCUCACCGUGAAGAUCAUGAAGGCCCAGGAGCUGCCGGCCAAGGACUUCAGCGGCACCAGCGACCCCUUCGUCAAGAUCUACCUGCUGCCGGACAAGAAGCACAAGCUGGAGACCAAGGUGAAGAGGAAGAACCUGAACCCCCACUGGAACGAGACCUUCCUCUUUGAAGGUUUCCCCUACGAGAAGGUGGUGCAGAGGGUCCUCUACCUCCAGGUCUUGGACUACGACCGCUUCAGCCGCAACGACCCCAUUGGGGAGGUGUCCAUCCCCCUCAACAAGGUGGACCUGACCCAGAUGCAGACCUUCUGGAAGGAUCUGAAGCCAUGCAGCGAUGGGAGUGGGAGCCGAGGGGAGCUGCUCCUGUCGCUCUGCUACAACCCCUCUGCCAACUCCAUCAUCGUGAACAUCAUCAAAGCCCGGAACCUCAAAGCCAUGGACAUCGGGGGCACGUCAGACCCCUACGUGAAGGUGUGGCUGAUGUACAAGGACAAGCGGGUGGAGAAGAAGAAGACGGUGACGAUGAAGAGGAACCUGAACCCCAUCUUCAACGAGUCCUUCGCCUUCGAUGUCCCCACGGAGAAGCUGAGGGAGACCACCAUCGUCAUCACGGUCAUGGACAAGGACAGGCUCAGCCGCAACGACGUCAUCGGCAAGAUCUACCUGUCCUGGAAGAGCGGGCCCGGGGAGGUCAAGCACUGGAAGGACAUGAUCGCGCGGCCCCGGCAGCCUGUGGCCCAGUGGCACCAGCUGAAGGCCUGAGGCGGCCAGAGGAGGCCCAGGGGCCAGGGGACCGGGCCCCCAUCAUGCCCGCACCACUUUAUGCACAACGCCCGGCCUGGCCCCCUGCCGCGGGUGAGGGGAGGACCCUGCCGGCUCGGCCAGGGAGGGGUCCCAGAGAUCAUUUGGGCCCCGUUUCUAGGAAGAACCAGCCCCCUCCUCCGCCAGGCCAGCUCUGGGGGAGGGGCUGUGGGAGCCAUUUUCCUGCUUUGCCCCUUUACCUUCCUGACUUGCUGAUACUAAAGAAGUGGGGGAGGUCAUGAGAGCCAGACGGGCAGACGGGCAGAUCCCUCCAGAGGCCCGCCAGGUGGGCACCGUCCCCCGUUUUCUUUGAGGCGGUGCCUGGAGUGGAGAGAGGCCCAGGAGAGGGGAGGCCGAGGCGCUGGGCCCCGGCCUGGCCAGGGCAGUUUCAGGUGCCGGCUGGGCCCUGAGUGCCAAGGACAGUACAGAGCCCUCGGGGGUGCUGGAGCCGCAGCCCUGUGUACUUGUGAUGUGUCCACCAUGUGUGUGUAUGUGUGUGCCCGUGCGUGCAUGUGUGUGGGUGGGGGGCUCGCUCCCUGUCCCCCUGGGGCCAGCGGUGUGAAGACUGUGCAGAGAGGGCAGGGUUUCAUGGAGUGAGGCGGGGCCGGAGCCUGGAGGGGACAGUGCACUGAGCCAGGGGCAGGAGAGGAGAAGCGGGGAGGGGUGAGGAGGGGUGGGGAAGAGGGGCAGACGCAGCUGGGCUGAGAACUGGGCUGCCUCCAGCUGUACCCCCCCGCCCCCCACCCUGCCAGGGCCUCUCUCUGCUCGGAGUUCUCCAGUAGCUCCUUCCCCAGUGACGUCAUUCAUCCCUUGAGCAUUGUUUCACACCUUUUAGGCACCUACUGUAUGCAUCCCAUCCCGCCAGGACCCACUAGCGCCCUUCCUUCCAGAGACACCCUUGUUCAUCCCAGUUCACACAGCCCAGCCCCACUGGCAAUAUUCUACCCAAGUCCCACUUUCUUCCCUUCAUCUCGCUCUGUCCGUGCAGACCUGCCCCCCCCCACACACACACACACACUCAUAUA
Molecule: messenger RNA, 2660 nt
Organism: Myotis brandtii (Brandt's bat)
Lineage: Eukaryota; Metazoa; Chordata; Mammalia; Chiroptera; Vespertilionidae
Gene: SYT7
Product: synaptotagmin VII
Exons: 12
Coding region: 1-1596 (531 amino acids)
Biological process (GO): calcium-ion regulated exocytosis; regulation of calcium ion-dependent exocytosis; vesicle fusion
Cellular component (GO): axon; synaptic vesicle; synapse
Molecular function (GO): clathrin binding; calcium-dependent phospholipid binding; calcium ion binding
Source: RefSeq, a predicted model, not a curated record